This is a messenger RNA of Antrostomus carolinensis (chuck-will's-widow), 2590 nucleotides long. It is a transcript of the gene IL4R, whose product is annotated as interleukin 4 receptor. The annotation marks the transcript as partial. The record is from RefSeq and is a predicted model, not a curated record. Gene Ontology annotation, cellular component: membrane; external side of plasma membrane. Gene Ontology annotation, molecular function: cytokine receptor activity; protein binding. Lineage: Eukaryota; Metazoa; Chordata; Aves; Caprimulgiformes; Caprimulgidae. The transcript has 9 exons. Gene Ontology annotation, biological process: production of molecular mediator involved in inflammatory response; cytokine-mediated signaling pathway.
AUGAUGGCAAGAGUCCCACAUGCUGCACUGCAUAUGCUGUGGAUCUUUUUCUUUUCAUAUACAACAAAUGAAGUUAUGGUUGCAGGAUAUAUACAGGAAUUUGCAUGCUUCACUGACUAUGACAAAGAGCUGGUUUGUCACUGGAAGGUACCUGCACAAACUAAUUGCUCCAAAGAAUUCCUGCUCUACUACAGGAAGGAAUUGAUUUCUCCGACAAAUCGUGUAUGUGUCCCUGAGAAUGAAAAAGACAGUUUAAGGUGCACUUGCAUAAUAUAUCCGGAGUAUUUUGUAUCAGGCCUCACCUAUAUUUUAGCUCUACAGUUCAAUGGGACUGAUACAUGGAAUUACAGUGUUACACCAGCACUGGUUGUUAAGCCAAGGGCCCCCAAAAAUCUUGCCAUUGAGAAGGUUGAAAAUGGAAAUUUCAAUCUGAGCUGGGAGGAGAGCUACUCUUCUUCACCCAUGCUCUCUGGACAUUCAGUCAUCUAUGAAGUGAAAUACUGGAGAAAGCAGCACCCAACAGAGGUUUCUGUAAAAGCAAUUAACUACCAGGCAAAAAGCUUUGAAAUUACUGCAAGCUCCUUGAGGAGAGGCUAUGAUUACGUUGCAAGUGUAAGAUGUAACUAUAUAGAGUACCCGGCCUACUGGAGUGAAUGGAGUGAAGAAGCUGAAUUUCACUAUGAUUACCAAGUAACAGCUGAAGACAUUCUGCAGAUGGCUGUGCCCAUAUCCUGCAUACUGAUCAUGGCUGUAUCUGUCAUCUGUUACUUCUGUUUUACCAGAGUGAAGAAAGAAUGGUGGGAUCAAAUUCCAAAUCCAGCAAAAAGCCAUUUGGUCGUAAAAAAUGUCAAGUUUUCAGUUUUGUGCUACAUUGAUGAAAUUAAGUUCCCUUUCCAAGAUUUAAAGCGGAGUCAUAUGGAAAACCACAUAAGUUGCAAGGACUGUCUCUCUCAAAGUUUGUCAAGCCAAAACUUCAAGGGAAAAGAUAACAUCAGAAAUACUGAGAAAUCUUGCAGUUGCCACAGCAAGUCUGGAGAGUGGUUUCCAAAAGGCAGCGGUGCAGUUUUAACCCCUGAGACAAUUCUGGUUGAAGAGUCUAUAGAAAUCUGUGAAUGUUUAACAGACAUUGAGUCUGAGAGCCAGGAAGAGACUAGUGACCAGAUCGCCAUAUCUGAGCCCUGUGAGAGCAGUGUCAGUGCUUUCAGAGAGCACACUGAACACAAUGACGCACUAGCUAGCAUGUUUAUUGAGCUCCUGUCAGAUGAAAACAACAUGCAAGACAAUAAAGACCCAGACACCAUCACAGAUGAGAAUAAAACCUUUGAGAAACUUGAAUCAGAAAACCCAUCACAGCGAAAUCUAAAAGAAAGUGCAGCCCAGAGUCAGCAGCCACGUGAUAUUUCUCAUACAGUCUCCCUUUUCACCAAAGCCUCUCAAUAUGACUACAAUUGCAGUACAGCCAGCAAGAAGUCAGGACAAUCAGAAGAAUCCUUUGAUUCUGGGUAUCAGAGCUCCAGCAUAAAUUCUGCUUCAGUGGAUGCAAGAGAUCUUCAACAUAGAGUUCAUCAAAGCCUUUUUCCAUGUAGUUCUGAAAGUCAGCAUGACUUCUGUGUCCUGAUCCAGGAAUCUCCAAAUAAACCAUCCUUUGGGACCAAAAAAGGCAGAAUAAACAACCCUACACACGAGAGUUUUGAUACCCUUGUGCAUCCCUCCAUGGAGCUGUGUAGCUCUGCAUAUAAGAGCUGUGACACUCUUAUCUCUCCAUCCAUGGAGCCCUGUGGUUCUGCAUACAAGAGCUUUGAUAUUCUCGUGUCUGCGUUCAAGGAACCAAGUAGCUCUGCGUACAAGAGCUUUGAUACCCUUAUGUCUCAGUCUAUGGCUAACAGCAACCUGCCUCUGACAGAGUUUUCAGAGACAUCAGAACUUAGCUGCAAUGGUCAAAUUUAUCAACCCCCUAGCAAUCAGACAUGUUGCACCAACUACAGAUCUCCUUGCACUGAGCUUGAUUUUCAGAACACCUGUUCAGAACAUACUGAUUUUCCAUCAUUCUCCACACAUGCAAAUGACAGUGCUUCAGCUUUCCUACCAGAGGAGGAAAUACAUAAGCAAGUAACAUGUCAAAAUGUUCAAGAGAAAGCCAAUAUAAUUUCUUGCCCCACUGGACCUCAACCAUCUGGUUAUCAACCUUUUGAUAAUGCAGUUAAAUGCAGUGGUGCCUACUGUGACAAUGACAGUGACGUUACCUCUAGGUCACUGUAUGAUCCUUUCAUUAGCCUUUUGUACAACAACCUGGAAGAAGCAACUCCAGAUACCAUAAUCCAUGAAUGUGACCAGAGGACAGAUGACCACGUAUGUUCAAUUGUACAGGGUUUUGACUGCAGCAUUGUUCCAGGUUUAGCCUCUAGUGAGAACGUCACACAGGCCAGUGACGGCAGCCUUUGGAUAAUCAAUUCUAAUGAGCUGUCUGGUGAUAGCAAAGAUGAAAAUACCAGCAGAGAUGAACAGCUGUUGCAUUUGUUAGAGCUGAACUGUCAAGAUUUUAACAGCAGAGAAAGAACUAUAAAGCAGACAAACCCUAACAGCUUUACCU